Argentina anserina (silverweed cinquefoil) is the source of this 1424-nucleotide messenger RNA. RefSeq lists its product as uncharacterized. The record is from RefSeq and is a predicted model, not a curated record. Gene Ontology annotation, molecular function: double-stranded DNA binding. Bases 133 to 1254 code for a protein of 373 amino acids. The transcript has a single exon. Gene Ontology annotation, biological process: regulation of DNA-templated transcription. Lineage: Eukaryota; Viridiplantae; Streptophyta; Magnoliopsida; Rosales; Rosaceae.
AGUUGGAGUCCUGUCGAGGUAUGUCUUCAUGAGCCACCUGCUUCAUGACUUCACAGUCUCAAUCCUAGCUUGCUUACAACUACUGCGGUUUGGAUUGGGGACACCCAAUUGGGUAGAGAGUCUAAAGACAGAAUGUAUUCUAGUCUUUGGUGCAGAAAUCAAGGAUUUGCAGUAGCUGCUUCACAUUUUGGUCGAAGACUCAUCAGCAGCUCCAGAAUCCUAGCAUGCCAAGAUGAUUUCAGAGUGUCAUACCUGGUUCACUCAUGUGGGUUGUCUCCAGAUGCCGCUAUUGUAGCGUCCCAGAAGGUAAAGUUUCAAUCUUUAGAGAAACCCGAAUCCGUUUUAGCCCUUUUUAGACAAUAUGAAUUCUCAGAUGCCCAGAUCUCAAAUAUUGUGCGGAACAGCCCUAGAGUUCUGGCGAUUAAUGCCCAGAAAACCCUUUUGCCAAAGCUUGAGUUUUUAACCUCCAUAGGUAUGUCAAGGCUCGACCUUGCCAAAACAUUGAGCAACGGCUCAUGGCUGUUCAACCGAAGCUUGGAAAAGAGCAUUAUACCGUGUUAUAACUUCCUCAAGAGCGUGGUGAUAUCGGAUGCCAAAGUCUUGCAUAUUUUGAGGCUCCGGGCAAGGGAUUUGGGGAAAUUUCCAUCAAAGGAUGUUUUAGCCAAUGUUAGGCUUGUUACAGAAUUGGGCAUGCCCCAUCCUUGUCUUGUCCUGAUGCUAACAUUUUAUACUUCUGUUGUGACAAGAAGGCAUGAACUCUUCACUCAAAUUGUUAGCCAAGUAGAAGAAAUGGGAUUUGACCCGGGAAAGAGCAACUUUGUGCAAGCCAUGGUCGCAUUAUCCGGGAGAAAAACAACACGGAGAGUCAAGGAAGAGGCUUAUAAGAGGUGGGGUUGGUCUGAGAGUGAUACUCGUUCUGCGUUCAAAAUGUGCCCAAAUUGUAUGAUUGUUUCGGAGAAGAAAAUAAUGGGAAUUAUGGAUAUCUUAGUGAACAAGAUGGGAUGGGAAUCCGGAAAAAUUGCAAAGUGUCCAUAUGUUCUUAUGUACAGCUUGGAGAAGAGAAUCAUCCCUAGGUGUUCGGUUGCUAGAGUGUUGUUGUUGAAAGGAUUGAUAGAAGAGAAGAAGUUGAGUAUGGCUUCUGUUUGUCUGUCUCCAGAGAAGAUUUUCUUGAAUGGGUUUGUCACCAGAUUUCUCGACCAUGUACCUCAAUUGGUAAAUGUAUACCGAGGAAAAAUGGAUGUGCAGGAUGUAUGAUCUUUAUGACAAUGCAACAAUUCUAGGCUGACUGUUUUGAAUCUGGAGGUGCUGAUCUGCAAAUAUUUCUGUCGUCUUGAAUUAAUUAUGCAAUCCCUUGUUGGUCUUACGCCACUCUUAUAAUUGGUCAUUGGUCAAAGAGGUGAAAAUUGAACAAUAGUUGCUGGAUU